UCUGACCUUGGUGCAUGAAUUUAGUAUCAUACAUCACCAUUUAGGUAAAAUCAAAUUCAAUGGCUAGCACCAAUCCCAUCAAUAGCCACACCAACCAAGAACAAUCUACUUGGUACAUAGUUCUAAGACUUACCUUUGACACUUCUCAGAUUGUUUCCAGGUUCCAACUAACCAUGCAUGAUGGGGUUCAUAUCACACUUGAACAAUUACCUGAUUCAGAUACAGAACUCAUUCCUCUCCAUGCUAGGCUCAACGAGAACUGGACUCAAAGAGAGUAUGAACUGAUACGUGAACCAUACACACAACUGAUUCCUCGUGGAACUUGGCAUAACGAGUCUAGGACCCAGACAAACCAUGAGAUUCCUGAACACGUUCAGAACCAGGUUGAUGAGUUCUUUCGGCUACUACCACCAUCAACCUCACCUACACCUUAUCCCGUCUUCUGGACUCAGAACGUUCUGGUGGGUCGAAACAACUCUAGGCCUACCAGUGCUAACCAGACACUGCAAAUGCUCCCACCUUUCCCAAUGAAUGUUAGAAAUGAAGAACCUAGCAGUCGCACCUAUGAGUCUCAAAUUCAAAUGGGUGCUGCAACUGCAAGCCCUUCCAUGAAUGCCAAUGCCAAUGCUGAUGAAGAAAUUGAUUUGGAGUUGCGCUUGGGUCGAAGCCAAUGAGACUGAAAUAUUUGUACCAUGCUUUUGAGGACGAAUGCAGCGAGGUGUUCUUGUAUUACCAUUAUGUAUGGCUUAGUAGUAACUUUUUUUCGUUGGUUUUAGUGCUUUUGUAGUUUACUUAUGUUUUAUCAAGGUUUGCUUUUCUAGUUUAUUUAUGUUUAUCAAGGUUUUGUAGGCAUUGCCUUGCAAAUGUAUCUUUCUUUUCAUGUAACAAA
Messenger RNA from Vigna angularis (adzuki bean), 889 nucleotides. RefSeq lists its product as uncharacterized. The transcript has 2 exons. Lineage: Eukaryota; Viridiplantae; Streptophyta; Magnoliopsida; Fabales; Fabaceae. The coding region runs from base 60 to 674 and encodes 204 amino acids. The record is from RefSeq and is a predicted model, not a curated record.